Capsella rubella is the source of this 1334-nucleotide messenger RNA. RefSeq names its product protein SRG1. Lineage: Eukaryota; Viridiplantae; Streptophyta; Magnoliopsida; Brassicales; Brassicaceae. The record is from RefSeq and is a predicted model, not a curated record. The transcript is spliced from 4 exons. Bases 46 to 1119 code for a protein of 357 amino acids.
UUCUACAUCGUAUUUUUUCCGUCUCUCAAGAAGAAGAAAACCGCCAUGGAAGCCAAAGUUGAAACCUCGUGGAGCUCUAUUAUAGUUCCUUCUGUUCAAGAGAUGGUGGAUGAGAAGACGAUCACGACCGUUCCUCCCAGGUAUGUCCGGUAUGAUGAAGACAAAACUGAAGCCGUCGAUGAUUCUGGUCUCUCAAACAAGAUCCCAAUCAUCGACAUGGAGCGGUUGUGCUCUUUGACCGCCGUGGACUCUGAGGUUGAGAAACUCGACUUCGCAUGCAAAGAGUGGGGAUUUUUCCAGCUUGUAAACCAUGGAAUAGAUUCAAGUUUCUUGGACAAAAUAAAGUCAGAGAUUCAGGAUUUCUUCAACCUUCCCUUGGAAGAAAAAAAAAAGUUUUGGCAGCAACCAAAGGUGAUGGAAGGGUUUGGACAAGCUUUUGUGGUUUCAGAAGAUCAGAAACUCGACUGGGCAGAUAUGUUCUUCCUUGUAACGCAACCUGCUCAAUACCGCAAGCCUCACUUGUUCCCCAAGCUACCUCUUCCUUUUAGAGAUACGCUAGAGAUGUAUUCCACUCAAGUGAAGGAUAUAGCUAAGAUCUUAAUAGGGAAAAUGGCGGAAGCCCUGCAGAUCAAAGCAGAGGAGAUUGAAGAGUUAUUUGGUGAUGAUAUGACGCAGAGUAUGAGGAUGAAUUACUAUCCACCGUGUCCACAACCAAAUCAGGUUACCGGUCUGACUCCGCAUUCCGAUGCUGUUGGACUCACCAUACUUUUGCAGGUUAAUGAAGUUGACGGUCUCCAAAUCAAGAAAAAUGGCAAGUGGGUUUUUGUCAAACCUCUACCAAAUGCUUUCGUUGUCAAUGUUGGAGACAUUUUAGAGAUCAUAACUAACGGGGCGUACCGAAGCAUCGAGCAUCGGGGAAUGGUGAACUCGGAGAAAGAGAGGCUGUCCAUUGCAACAUUUCAUAACACAGGAAUGGAAAAAGAAAUUGGUCCGGCAAGGUCCCUUGUGCAAAGGCAAGAGGCAGCAAAGUUUCGAAGCCUGAAAACUACAGACUACAUGAGUGGCUUGUUCUCCCGUGAACUCAAAGGAAAAUCUUAUCUUGAUGCUAUGAGAAUCUAAGGAACCAGAUAUCUUGUUAGCCAAGAAACUCUGUCUUCUAAAACUAGUUACUGUCGUGUGUACACCUACCAUAGUACCCUGUUCUAAUGUUUUCCCUUGUCUUUCUUUUUUGGUUUUAUGUUGAGCAAGUUUCUUCCUUCAAUCUUAUGGGUUCAUAUCUGUUAAAAACAAACUCACCAGCUAGUGUUUAGUACUUAAUUAUGUGUUUGAUAUCA